AUGCUCAACAUUAUCUACUUACUGGCUCUGUCAGCCAUCUGUACUGCUCAAGAGAAAACUACUACCCCGGCAUGGCAAGUAGUAGCAGAGGAAAGGGAUCCAAGCUACUGGCAGAAAGAAGCUGAGCAAUUUAUCAAAGAUGCCUGCAAACGCCAUCCAAUUUUGAAGUCAGAACCAAGGGCCAAGAAUGUCAUCCUCUUCCUCGGUGACGGUAUGGGCAUUCCUACUGUUGCCGCUUCUCGCUUCUACCUUGCGGACAGAGCUGGGAAAAAUGGUUCCGCGCUAAAGCAUCCCUUUGAGAGUUGGCCCUACAGCACAGUCGCCAGGACCUACGAUCUCGAGACUGUUGUCACAGAUUCGGCAAGUUCAGCCAACGCCUAUCUCACAGGUUCAAAGACCAGAACUGGCAUGAUUGGUAUCACCGGCCAUGUAGGCUACAAGCAAUGCGGUAACUGGCCUAAAGAUCAGUAUACUGAAUCGGUACUUGACGCGGCCGCUAAGCUGGGCAAGCGUACUGGCGUACUGACAACGACGCGCAUCACUCACGCUUCACCGGCUGGUUGCUAUGGCCAUGUCACUUUUCGAAACCUCGAAGGCGACAAAGACAUCGAAAAACUUUGCGGAGAGCAGUGGAAAAAUAUGAAGUGCCAAGACCUGUCCUGCCAGCUGGCACGGGAAAACGCUGAUAUAAACGUCCUCAUCGGUGGCGGAGCAAAGAACUUCUAUCCGAAGGACCAGCUGAUUCCCAACCAACGCGGAGAAAAAGGAACGCGUCUGGACGGGGCAAAUCUAGUUGACGAGUGGGUCCAACAUCAGAGAAAAGAAAAACGCAAUUAUGCGAAUAUCACUUCACCGCAAGACUUUAACGUUGCCGAGUUGAAGGACGUUGACUACCUGCUAUGCCUGCCCUAUCCCGACCACAUGCUGUAUUCGGACGAGAAGAGUGCGGACGAGCCCAGUCUGAUGCGUUACACCCAAGCUGCCAUAAAGAUUCUUCAGAAGGGCGAGAAAGGCUUUUUUCUGUUUGUCGAGGGCGGCAGAAUUGACCAUGCGCAUCAUAGGAACGAGGGUCGACACUCAAUGGAUGAGAUGCUUGAGUUUGAUAAGGCAAUUCAAGCUGCCAUGGAAAUGGUCAACAUGAAUGAAACACUCAUUAUUGUGACGGCCGACCAUUCACACUCAUUCGGAUUGUUUGGAAACCCAAGUCGUUAUCACAGCGUCCUCGACCUUGACAAUGGCUACAGUUCGAAGACGCUGGACAAAAAGCCCAUGACUGCAAUAGGAUACAUGACCGGACCCGAAGCCCCAAAGGGUGAACCCAGAAGUGAUCCAUCAACGGGCGAUUAUUUUGAUUGGAAGUACAGACAACAGGCAGUGGUGCCUCUAGUUAUUGCAACUCACGCCGGCGACGACGUUGGCGUCUAUGCAACGGGUCCCUGGUCGCGCCUUUUCACCAAGACGGUCGAUAACACAUUUAUUGCCCAAGCCAUGAAGUACGCAAUGGGAGCGCCGCCGUUUGACAACUCAGAACCCUGUGAAGGAAGAACCAAGAAUUAG
Dibothriocephalus latus is the source of this 1557-nucleotide messenger RNA. The record is from the annotation of a GenBank genome assembly. Lineage: Eukaryota; Metazoa; Platyhelminthes; Cestoda; Diphyllobothriidea; Diphyllobothriidae.